AAGCCAACCACAAGGCAAACUGCUGCCUCCCGUCUCACAGCACCGAACUGUCGCGCACUGCAUCGAUCAUGAGUAGGUCAUGCCAGUGCGUCAACGCUGAGGAGGCACGGUGAGCAGCCUCACUUUCUUCUCAAUCUUGCACCAUAUCUCGAUACCUCUUUCAUGUAUCGAUUCACUCACCUUCCUACACCACCAUCCCAGUCUGUUCUCGCCGUCGCCGUCACUUUCGCUGCUUACAUUGGACUCGGCAGAGACGAUCCAUGUUUCUUUGGUCGAAGAUAGCUGACCUGUUCCUGCCUCGCGUUCACCAUAGGCUUCAUCGGUCUCCAGCAGCGGAACGAUAGUCGACGUCCACAAGUCGCCUCAUAUGUCAGGCAUCUAGCAGCCUGCUCCUCGCUGCCGUCGAUGAGCCAUCGCGUCGUAUGAUAGGCCACUCGUGACGACUGAGUGCAGCACCAAGAUGGAAUCGUUCAAUCAGACUUACUGGGACUUCAACUCAGAUAACUACUCCAACUUCAACGAUGUCAACCAGAAUACCAACUUCAACGCGAGGCAGCAGACAUACCAUGCCUCACACAGGGCUUCCGCUCCUAUGGCGUACAAUCUUCCCAGGCCACCUAUGGAAGACAGCCUAGAUCUCUCUUCAUUCGACGCUCUGGCCCAGAAUACAGUCCACAACGUCGGACUGGAAGACGUGAUCAAGCCUGAACACAACACGCCAUGGAGCGGCACGCAGCGCAGCGGAAUGCAACAAAAUCUCCAACCCACCCUCGGCCGAAGUUCUUACGUCCGGUCAGAGCCAGCGCUGAAGCAAGACAGAACUUCCGACGCCGCCGACUCGGGCUACUAUGAGCAAUUGGGUACUAUGGGCAUGCAGGAGUACAACACCAAUCGUCCAGAGCUCGAGCAAGACUAUGGAUACUUUCCAUCUUCACACUCUGGCAAGGUCGCAGCUGAUCGAAAGAGUGUGGUGUCGGAUGGAUAUUCGAGGCUUCCCAGAGAGAGGAGAAUCAGACGCACACUGGCUCCUUGUCAAGCCUGUGGACGCUCACCCAAGAAUCAAUCAGACUCGAAGAAGCACUCAUUGACGCACAGCCGACCCUAUCGCUGUUUGGAGCCAAAUUGUACCCGCAAAGACGGCUUCGCGACCGAGAACGACUUACAACGGCAUAGGAAAAGCGUGCACAAUUUGCUCCCCACAGUUGGCGCCACGGCUGGCUACAUCUGUGCUGCAUGUCCGCAAGACGGCAACACUCCUCACAAGUUUUGGCCGAGGAGAGAUAAUUUCAAGGCGCACAUCAAAAGGAAACAUCCGAAGCAUAAUGAUGUGGAGCUGAUGGAAAGGUCAAGACACAGCAUGAGACCCGACGACACUCGCACGGUCGUGACGGACGUACAAUCCGUAAGAAGUGGGUUGCACUCUGUCUACCAGUCUGAAGCCGAUGCCAACGAAAGCCAUGGCUAUCAACCGACAAACCAUAUGGAUUUGCCCACUCUAUCACGACACGGAUCAAUGUCAGGCGAGUCUGGCGCCAUCUUCGGUCCGGACUCUGCAGUUUCCAUGGCGAGCACGGAACAAACGCUGGUCGGCAUGCAUGGCCAUACAGCAAAUCUCAUGCUUCCCUACAACAAUGCUUUCCUCGAUGACAACGACAUGAGCGGUCUUUCCAUCCUCUCCACAGCAGCCGACAACCUCGCAUACAACCACAGUCCCAAUCACGACCUCGCCGUCUCAUCUUCAAUAACACAAAGAUCCUUCUCCACCUUCAAUCAACAACAACGACCAGCACCGCCGCCCUUCAGCGUACAACAACCAACCUCCUCUUCCACCACUACAACUGGCCCACGCACCUGUCCCUACCCCAACUGCACAACAAGCUGGUCCCGCCCCUGCGACCUAACAAAACACCUCAAACGCCACACGAAACCCUACGGCUGCACAUUCCCCCGCUGCUCGCAGAAAUCCGGCUCGCGAGGAGACUGGAAGCGACACGAGAAUAGCAACCACUACAUGGCGACCAUGUGGCGGUGCGGACGGCGGAAGAUGAACGGAAGUGUUUGUGUUCGGCGUCCGUUUCAGAGGGAGGAGUCGUUGAGAGACCAUCUCCGCGGACUGGAGCAUGGGAUGGAGGAUGAAGUGGAAGUGGAGCGAGCAGUCGAAGAGGGCAAGUUGGGAGAGGAAGGCAAAGGGCAGUUUUGGUGUGGAUUUUGUUGUGCGGUGGUGAUGCAGAGGGAGGGAGAGGAGAGUGCGUGGGCGGCGAGAUUGAGGCAUGUGGGAGAUCACUUUGAUAAGGAGAGGUUGAGUAUUGACGAGUGGGUUUGUGUGGUGGAGAAUCGGAAGAAGAAGUACAUUGUGGAGGCGGAGGAGAGGCGGGAGGUGGCGAUGGGAAGGAAGAAGGGUGGGGAGGUGGUGGAGGCGGAGAGUGAGUUGGAGGAGUGGAGUCCUGAUUUGUCGGAGUUUGGUAUAAGGGGUAUGAUGGAAGAGUAG
Messenger RNA from Zymoseptoria tritici IPO323, 2488 nucleotides. RefSeq lists its product as uncharacterized. Gene Ontology annotation, biological process: regulation of transcription by RNA polymerase II. The record is from RefSeq and is a predicted model, not a curated record. NCBI's taxonomy places the organism in Eukaryota, Fungi, Ascomycota, Dothideomycetes, Mycosphaerellales, Mycosphaerellaceae. Gene Ontology annotation, cellular component: nucleus. Bases 461 to 2488 code for a protein of 675 amino acids. The transcript is spliced from 5 exons.